AUGUCCUGCUCUCCCUACUGCAACUCCUGCCAGCAGAAGCUCAUCAAAAAGCUGCAGGCUGAGAAAGCCUUUCUGGAGGAGAUUCAGAGGUUUCAGGAGACGAUGAAGAGCUUUCGGGAGAAGAUCAAGGGCUUUCGGGAAAACAUCAGAGAUUUCAAGAUGGCCAUCCAUGCUUUCUGCGACGAGGAAAAGCCCAUCUGGGAGGAGGAAGCUGCCUUUAGGGAGGAAGAAAAGGCUAUUCAGGAGGAAGCAGAAGCCUUCUGGAUGGUGUAUCGUGACUUCUGGAAGGAUUGUAAUGCUUUCUGGAAGAAGGAUAAGGAUUUCUGGAAAGGAGAUAAGCUCCUCUGGGAGAAAGACAGGGUCCUUCUGGAUGAGGACAGAGUCCUAUGGGCAGACGAAGAAGCUCUGUGGGCAGAUGAAACAGCUCUCCUUGAAGAGGAGAGAGCUCUCUGGGAAAAUGAGGAGGCCCUCCAGGAAGGUGAAAAAAAAACAUCAAGGAGUAUGAAAGGUUGA
Molecule: messenger RNA, 513 nt
Organism: Pygoscelis adeliae (Adelie penguin)
Lineage: Eukaryota; Metazoa; Chordata; Aves; Sphenisciformes; Spheniscidae
Gene: CCDC70
Product: coiled-coil domain containing 70
Exons: 1
Coding region: 1-513 (170 amino acids)
Source: RefSeq, a predicted model, not a curated record